Ophidiomyces ophidiicola is the source of this 1335-nucleotide messenger RNA. RefSeq lists its product as uncharacterized. Bases 1 to 1335 code for a protein of 444 amino acids. NCBI's taxonomy places the organism in Eukaryota, Fungi, Ascomycota, Eurotiomycetes, Onygenales, Onygenaceae. The record is from RefSeq and is a predicted model, not a curated record. The transcript has 3 exons. Gene Ontology annotation, molecular function: proline dehydrogenase activity; flavin adenine dinucleotide binding; sarcosine oxidase activity.
AUGGCAACGAAACAGCUUCCGGAAUCGAUCCUCAUUGUUGGGGGCGGCGUCUUUGGCUUGUCGACCGCCCUCGCCCUGGCACGCCGGCACUCCGGCAAGAUCACACUGGUCGAGUCUGCGGCCACGAUUCCGAAUCCGCACGGUGCUUCCGUCGACUCCUCUCGCAUCAUCCGUGCCGACUAUGCCAAUGGUGCCUAUGCUGAGCUAGCAACGGAUGCUAUUGAGCAGUGGCAGGCCACCGAAUGGGGUCGGGAUGGCAGAUACACCCGCAAUGGCCUUGUGCUGGUGUCGUCCGAUGCCGAUGGGAUUGCAUACGUGAAUCAAAGCUAUGAAAAUGUCAAAGCCCUGGAUAAGGACGGGAAGGACGUAGAGUCCUUGCCGACCAAGGCGGACGUUCAGAGAGUCGUUCCCGGAUACGGCACUGGCAAGAGCGUGGCCGGCGGCUACGUGAACUGGGGGUCCGGCUGGGGCGACGCUGAAGCAGCCGUGCGGUUUGCAAAGCAGAAAGUCGAUCAGACAGGCAGAGUGCAGUUCAAGACCGGCACAGUGGACCGGCUUCUCACUACUCUAGGAGAGAAUGGUGCACCGGCCAUUGUUACUGGUGUGCAGCUCUCUGACUCAACCGUUCUCCAUGCAGACUUGGUCAUCCUUGCAGCUGGUGCAUGCACUGGACGCCUCGUUGACCUGCGCUGUCGCGCCGAUGCCACAGGCCAGGUGUUGGCGUAUAUCCGUAUCACAGAUGAGGAGCAAGCCCGCUUUGGCAAUAUGCCAACAAUCCUGAACUUGUCCACGGGCAUGUUCAUCAUCCCGCCUCGUAACAAUGUCCUCAAAAUCGCUCGGCAUGCUUAUGGCUACCGGAAUCCCAAAACCAUCCCCAACCCAUCUCAAGAGACGGGCACCAUUGAGGCCAGCCUGCCCGAAGAUGACAUCCAUAUCCCACCAGAAGGAGAAGAGGCUUGUAGAGCUGCGCUGCGAGAGAUGCUUCCAGCUCUGGCAGACAGACCUUUUAUCAAGACCCGUAUUUGUUGGUAUUCAGAUACCCCGAAAGGUGACUUUCUAAUCACCCACCAUCCAGGCUAUCGCUCUCUUUUUCUUGCAACAGGGGGCAGCGGCCACGCAUUCAAGUUUUUCCCAGUAAUCGGUGACAAAGUCGUAGACGCGAUUGAAGGUAAACUUGAUGCCAACCUCAAGGAACUCUGGGCAUGGCCAGCUUCUCCCUCUUCAGCAACCAAUGGCACUCCAGUGGUUUGCGAGGACGGGAGCCGCUCGGGCUUAAAGGGGAUGAUUUUGAAGGAUGAAAUGUCAAGGAAGCCAGAGGUCACGAGCAAGUUGUGA